This is a messenger RNA of Fundulus heteroclitus (mummichog), 302 nucleotides long. RefSeq lists its product as uncharacterized. The transcript has 4 exons. The record is from RefSeq and is a predicted model, not a curated record. The coding region runs from base 18 to 254 and encodes 78 amino acids. NCBI's taxonomy places the organism in Eukaryota, Metazoa, Chordata, Actinopteri, Cyprinodontiformes, Fundulidae.
GCAACUAUAAGAUCAACAUGGAAGCGACCGGUGGAUUACCUGGAUGGAUAAUGUACUUGAAUGCGGAUGACAACAACAGGUCCGACACAAACCUCGCCUUUCUCAGCCAGGCUGUUCAAGACUUUGGAUAUCCUCUCAGAGUGCGAGCAGAUCAUGGAGGGGAAAAUGUGGGUGUUGCCCGAUUGAUGUUCACCAUGCGCGGACCAGAGAGUGGGUGCUUUAUUGCAGGAAAAAGUGUUCAUAACCAGAGUUGACCUUGGACCUGUUUCGUGAAGGAUGGGACAACCACCCCUUGAGGACAG